AUGUCUCCCAUGUCCAUGAGACACCCAUCCACUAGUAGUAUUGGUAAUAGCCCUGCUGUUCAAGAUCAAAACCAAAAUAUAGAUCAUCCCAAUACUCCUCGAACACCUCACACACCUCAUACUCCGUAUACUCCACAACAGCAUGCUGAAAAUGAUCAAUCUAAUGGAAAUAAUGCAUCAAAUAACAGCACAAAUGAAGGGGGUGGUGGAGGAAAUCCCCGUCACCCUUUUAAUCCUAUACCAUUUUUGUUUGGUAGUUUUGGAUAUUUCAAGCUUGGCCUUAGAGGGGGAUCUCCCAUGUGGUCUAUUGGUAACAGUUAUGGGAGAGGAAAUCGUCAACAGGGGUCCUCAAACAAAGAAGCUGGUUCUUCUGAAAAUCCAAGACAACAGCCAUCUAGUUCUAGUUCCUCACAUACUGCAGCAUCAUCUGGAAGUAUAGUUUCAAAAGUUACUUCUCUUGUUUGUGCGGAUUACAAUGACUUUGAUGAUGAUAAUUCUCAUACACCCCCUCUCACCCCUUCCACAACAGAACUAGAACGACCUCAAGUUGUAGCUUCAGUGAGUGAAAUAACCUCUUCAGAAUUGGAAAGUGAACAGUUAAUAAUAAAAGAAGUUGAUGAAGAAGAAGCGGUUUUAGAAGAGGAUGAGUUAGAUGCCAAGAGCACAGAAGUAGUUUUAGAUGCUGGGGUUGGAGCCUCCACAUUGCAUGAUCUUCUUGAACAGGAAGGCUCUGUGUCUGUAGAAUUGCCAUUAGUAUCAGCAGAUUCAACUGACUUAGUUAUUGGACAUAUCUCUGAUGCAAUUGCUCAAGUAUCUCAUGAAACUGAGGUAGUAGAAGAAUGUGUUGUGGUAUCUAAUAUCCUGAAUCUUCCUGUAGAAAUAUCUGAUGAGGUUGAACGAACACUCCAGGAUCUUGAAGAAAAAGACAAAGAUGAUAUAAGCCAUGAAGAUGAUGAUAUGGAAACACACAUAAUUAUGGAAAUUGAUGAUAGGAAAGAUCUAGAAGCAGACAGUUUGGAUACAGUACACAAAAUGGUUGAAUGUGUUGAAGCAGGAGUUGCACAAAUAAUUAGAAAUGAAUCCUUGAGUAGAAAUCAAAUUGUGGAAAGGAUAAUAGAAUCAAGACCAAAGUUAGAAGGUGGAUUGCGUAUUGGAAUUGUGCACAGUUUAGGCCCCUUGCAAGAUGAAAAAAUUGUUGCUGUUACAGACACUCCUGAAUCGCCAGACCAGGAAGAAAUGAAUGUAGAUCCUUCUCCAGAACCAUUCUUGACAACACCUGAUGCUGUACGUGAUGAAGAUGAUGAACUUGUUCAUGAUCACAGUUUAGGAAUGGAAGCACUUUCACAAUCAGCUUCUGAUGGUGAAAUGGAGGUGGUUCAUGAACUACAUGCUUACGUAGUCGAUGAAAAAAAUGAAGAAAUUACUCUUGAACUAGAUAGAGAGGGAUUACAGUGUGUUGAAAAUCUCCCCAGUGUUGAACCAAAAGAAGAAGAACCUGAGGAAAUGCAGGCAGAGUCUUCUCUGGAUGAAUCUUCAGAAAAAAAAGAAGAAAAAACAGUUCCAUCUAUACCCUUCUGCUUACCUCCUAGUAAUCAGCUUCCACCAUCAAGUUUUCAUCAAGCCAACAUUGGUGUUCCAGGUGCUUCUCGGCCUGUUGUUACCUAUGCUACUUUGUCUCGAGUUACAGCACCAGAGAAUAGUUAUGGUACAGGUGUUAGUUUGUCUAUGUUACUAGGAUCGCAAACAAAAGAUUUGCCUACUGGUUGUGUUGUUGUGAGAUCACCAGCUACAACCACUGCAACAUCAGCCAUAAAUACUGUGCUUGUAUCGGCUAUUCCAUCUGAACAAAAAAGUCAGUCAUCUGAUCAGAUAAAAAACACCUCAUCUCAAUUAACAUCCCUUUUGUCUGGUGAUGUACAAGUGAAUAAUAGUAAUUCUGAUAAACCUGUCACUGGAUGUUCUGUUCUUCAAACUUCACUCACAACUCCUCCUACGAGAUCAACUGGUUCUACAACUUCUACUUUAUUGUCAUCUUCAUUAUCUUCUUCCCUUAGUGAAGCUAAACCUUCAGUAACAAUUGUAAAUGUUUCUUCCAUUACAUCUGGGACUACAAGGCUACCAACAACAAUGGAUAUCAUAAACUCAGCUAUUGUAUCAACAGUAACUCUUCCUGGUGGUUCUAACACAAGACCUUUGUCUUCAUCAACUGUUACAUCAUUGGCUGCUGAUGCUGUUAACGCAGCUCGGUUGCCAUAUCCUCCAGCAACAAUAAGUCAACAAGCUGCAUUGGGAUUGGUAACAACUGCAGGAAUAAGCUCAAUAACACCAUCUGGCAUUAGUGUUAUUGCUUCAGUUCCAAAAGCUACAGCAAUUCCUGAAACACGGAGCACUACUAUUACUACUUAUGUCCAGACUCCCAGAAUGGCUGUGCCCUCAGUUUCAUCUGAAAGUACUGAAAAGUUUCCUGUUGUAGGACCUCUAAUAUCAAGAAUUGUUACUAGUGAAAGUAAUGUGACAGAGAUUCAAUCCUCUCGUUCCUCUCUUGCUCCAGAAUCACUAGAAAAUAAAAUGACAGAAGGUGUGAUAACAAGAAAUCCUGAAGAAAAAUCAGUUAUAAAUACUGUUGAAGGGGCACGAAAGGUUGUUCCCCAAGAGAUUACUACUAUUCAGUCUGGAGAUGAGCAUGAGUCUUCCAGAACUUCUACCCCAACAGGACAGAUUUCCCAAGAAUCAAGACCAAGUGUUUUUGCUAUUGCAGAUAAAGCAUCUUCUGUUCCAGUACAAACGAAAAUAUCUAGUGACAUUUCUUCUAUUUCUGAUAUUGUGAAAGAUAGUGGAGAUAAUUCUGCUUUAUCCACUACGUCUGUUUCUCAAGUUAUCCGAACAAUUAGUAGUGUGUCUUCAGGAAUUAAUGAGACAGCAAAGAAAAGCAUAUCUACUUCCUCAGAUUCUGGUUCAGUGACUAUCUCAUCAGUUACAAAUAGCAAAAAUAUAUCAGAAUCUGUGGAAAAGAAAGAUUGUAUUAAAACAAUUGCAAGUGUAGAAGAUGUAAAAAUUUUAUCUUUAAUGCCGUCUUUGUCAUCUCCUUCAACUAUAUCACGAACUUCUCAAGUCACUUCAAAAACAGAUGUUCUCUCGUACAUUUUACAGAAAGGUACCAUUCCUAAGAAUCUGGAGCCCAUUCCCUCAGCCAAACCUGAAUUACCUAAAGGAUCAUCAAGCUUAGCAGCUUUGCUUGAUCAAGCACCUCAAAAUCUUACUCCAAUCUCCAUUGAAAAAUCAGUUGAAGCUGCAAUUGGUGAAUCAGGCCAUAUGACAAAAACCACUCUUGCCAGUAUUUGUUCAUCACGGCCUCAUCAUUCAGUUACUAUAAAGACAUCUGGGCAGAGUAUGCUUGAGAGUCGUUUGACCAGAUUGGCAGGUCCAAGUGUAUCAAAAUCUCAGGAAACAAAUUCUUCUACUGUGUCUGCAGUAAAUGAUGUGCCUUCUAGUUUCACUUCAUGUGUGAGUAGUACAGUUAAUUCUAGUGGUCGCCCAAGUGUUUCAGAACAUAUGGGAUCUGUGAAGAGAAUAAGUGUUGAGCAACCACUUGCUCAUUCUUCAGGACUUACAAUGGGAAUUACUACAUCAGGAACUACUAGUGUAUUAACAAAAAACACUAAUCAAGUGUCUCCCUCUGAUAGUAGUGUUUCAGAUACUCCUGUAAGUACUAGUGUGAAAGUUAGUGUUCCUCAGUCUGCUAUUAAUGCUGCUGAUAGUGUAUUAGCAUCUACAGUGUCACAUGCUCAGCAGUCAUCUAAUGUUCAAUCUCAGGUUGUAAAUAUAUCUAGUAGUAAUGCUUUAUCUUCACAGAUUCAGACAAAUCCAGCUUUCACAUUUGGUGUAGGUUUCAGUAAAAGUACACCAACUGUUGUUAUGACUCCCAUUGGCAGUCAUCCCAGUUCAGGUACUACAAAAUCUAGUCCCCCAACUACAAGAUUCCCUGGACUUCAAGGAAAUGAAACUACCACAACUGUGCAGAUAUCCUCAAGUAAUAGUGACUCCCAAAUAGUAAGACAACUAAGUAGUGGGCAAGUGAAGCAGGAAGAAGUUGCAAAGCCUGGAGGAGGUCAAUUAGAAAGAUUGAUUAAGAAGGAAAUUGUAGAAGAAGCUCACAACAGUUCAUUAAGUAUUCAGCAUCCUGUUGUAAAUAUUUCAGGAUCCUCUGGAGUAUCAGUAUCUGUUGUAAAAACUGAAGUUCCGUUAGUCACUAGCUCUAGUAAAUAUUCUGGAACAAGUUCUGUUUCUAUCUCCACAGCACAAAUACAGAAGUCAGAAGAAUCGCAGAAUGUGCUGUUAAAGCAGUUGCUUCAAAAUACAGCAUGUGCCCAGCAGUCAUCAUCUCAACCACAACCAAUAGCAACUAGUACCAUUAUGGCUCCAGUCACAAGCCAGCAUUCAGCUCCUAGUUUGCCUGUAGUGCCUUCUUUGGAAGCUCAGCUAGCUCAGCCAGUUCCACCCACUCCAUCAUCUCUAUUUACUCCUCUAUUGUCGAGUGAAGGUCCUCAAAGUCUUCAUACUCCAUCUCCUUUAACUUCCCCACAGGCCACAAUAAAACGAGAAAUGCCUCAAUCACAAAUUAGUCCCAUUGCUUUGAUACCACCUAAUGAAGUGAAGAAGGAAGUAAUGGAUGACAUGCCAACACAGAUUUCAACUCCCGAAAGAAAAGAUUUUCCUACAAAAAUAGAAGCUAAAGAUGAAAUAAAUGAUUUAGAGCUUACUUCAGAUAAAAUGUUGCAGGAUCAAGCUUCUCUUGAUAAAAAAUUGAAAAGAAGGCAGUAUCAGCAGAAACGUAGGCAGAGCCAGGGUAAAGAAGCUCAAACACCCAAGAAAAGACAGAGAAGACAAGGUUCAAAAGUGGAAGAGGAUUAUGAUAGCUAUAUUGAAAAUCUAAUGUCGCAAUUGAGACAGCUACCAGCACUAAGUGUACUGGAACCAGAAUUAUCUCGCAACUGGGCUGUGUGCCCAAUAUUUGGAGCUGGUGAUUUGACCAAAAUUGGUACUGUUAAAAAUUACAAUACAAGAUUAGGGGACUUGCGGGGGCAGAAUGGCAAUGCAAGUCUCCCAGGAGUGUCUGAUUAUUACAACACUCAACCUUAUGGAGAUUUGCCCCCCUUGCCUCCACAACCACCUGUGUCUACACAGCGUGGGUUUUACAAUGAAGAAUUUGCUCCUAUCAAACUAGAAAAUGAAAAUGAUGAUAAGAAAACAGACAGAGAUCGUGAUAAUGAUACACCUGAUACAAUAGUUAGUUCUUCAUCUCCAGAAUGUGUAAUUCCAGAUUUUCCACUUCGAUUUCCAGGACUUAGACUUAUUGAGGAAGAUGAUGAAAGCAAAGAUGAUGAUGAUCUGAAAUGGCUGAAAAGAGCAUCUCCUGUUAUUCCACUUUUUGCUCCUACUCCAAUUCGUUUGAAACCAGGCAUUUGUUUCAAAGAUUCACCUGAAGUGGAUAAAGAAAACAUUGGUGUUACACGUGACCAUCUGCAGUUGAAGUCGAAGUUCGGUAUGUCACCAUCUGCUCCCCUUCGUGACUCAGGAAAUGUAACAGUGACACUGACAUUAACAGCUGCAGCAGCAGAAGAUAUUUUAGGUGUUUUGCGUGAUUUAGCAAAUAUUUUACAUAUUCCUGCUCCAACUGGAUAUCAUAUUGUAGAAAGAACAAGUACUCCUCCAAGUCAAAAAUUAGGUCUUUAUAGAACUAAGGGUAAAGAUGGUAAGGAAGGAGCACCAAUUGACAUUCAGAGUAUAUUAAAUGGGGCUGCAAAGUUCUGUCGUCACUGUGAUGUUGUAAUUCUUAAUAAUUUGAUCAAAAAGAAAGCUAGUGAACUUCCCUUUUUAGCUAAAGAGGAUCUAGUGGAAAAUGGUGAUGAUUUGUAUUUCUGCAGUUCUACUUGUUAUAUGCAGUUUGCUUUAAUGCAUCGAUCACCAAGCAUCUCUGAGGAUAAAGUGCGUUCAUCACUGUUCCAGGCUGCUGCUAUUGUGGAUCAUCUUUGUCAAAAUCAGUCCUCAAAUUCACAAAAAGAUGACAAAGAAGAUAAUACAGAUAAAGAUGAUCAAGAUGGAAGGGAAUCAAAAGCAGGAGAUGAAGACAAAAUGGAGACUGAUCAAGAUGAUAAUGACUCGGUGAAAGUAGUGAUUAAGGAAGAGAAAGUGGAUUCUGAGGAGCAAAAAUCAGAGUCCAAAGAUGGUGACAGUGUAUACAGAGCUGAUAGAGGAAGUCCAAGUGAUACAGGUUCACCUCGGCUGGGGACAGAAAAGAAAGCACGCCGUGCAACAGGUGAUGAACCAAGUACCCCUGCAAAAAUUUGGAAAGGCCUGAAGUAUAAAUAUUGGAAUCCUGGGUCUAUUCAACCAGCAGUGAAAUACAAAAAACCUACGGAUAGAGAAGUUACUGAGAUGCUGUAUCGUAUGGGCAUCACAAUGCGACCUUCAAAACUUCCAGAUGAUACGCGCAAAUGUAUGUUCUGUCAUCAAGUUGGUGAUGGGGUUGCUGAUGGACCUGCAAGAUUAUUGAAUUUUGAUGUUGAUAAGUGGGUUCACCUAAAUUGUGCCUUAUGGUCUGACGAAGUCUAUGAAACAGUCAAUGGUGCAUUGAUGAAUUUGGAGAAUGCCCUGCAAUUAAGUUUAGUUUUAAACUGCGUAGUUUGUCAUCGUGUAGGUGCUACACUUAGAUGUUUUAAACAUCGCUGUUCUAAUGUUUAUCACCUUGCAUGUGCUGUUAAAGAUGGCUGUGUUUUCUACAAGAAUAAGUCAAUAUACUGUGCUGCACAUGUUCCCAAAUCAGAGAAAGACAAUGAGUUAACUACAUUGUCAGUAUUUCGGAGAGUUUAUGUAAAUAGAGAUGAAAAUCGCCAGGUGGCCACAGUAAUGCACCACACAGACCAAAAUAAUUUGAUGCGUGUAGGUAGCCUGAUAUUUUUGAAUGUCGGACAUUUAUUACCUCAUCAACUUCAAGCAUUUCAUACUCCUCAGUAUAUUUACCCAAUUGGCUACAAAAUUGUACGUUUUUACUGGAGCAUGCGUGUUCCUAACAAAAGGUGCAGAUAUGUUUGCUCCAUUCAUGACGUAAGAGGUCGUCCAGAGUUUCGAGUAUUAGUUCAGGAACCCUCUCAAGAUGACUUGGAAUUGCGAGACAUAACUCCUCGUGCUGUGUGGACACGUAUUCUUGAGCCUUUGGCAGCUUUACGGAAGGAAUUUGGUGGUGUUCAAGUUUUCCCACGUUAUUUAUCUGGUGAAGAUUUAUUUGGACUUACAGAACCAGCUGUUGUUAGGGUUUUAGAAAGUUUACCAGGUGUGGAAACUUUGACAGACUAUCGUUUCAAGUAUGGUCGUAACCCACUACUGGAACUUCCUCUUGCUGUUAAUCCCACUGGGUGUGCUCGGACUGAACCAAAAUUACGAAACCAGUUAUCAUGGAAAAGGGCUCAUACGCAGAGGACUGGUUCUUCAUCAAGACCAGUGUUUGUACCAACAGCUACAAUAUCAAAGAUUCAAGGACUGGGGCUGUAUGCAGCUCGAGAUUUGGAACGACAUACAAUGGUUAUCGAAUACAUUGGAGAAGUGAUUAGAACUGAGCUAUCGGAGUUGAGGGAAAAAUUGUAUGAAUCAAAGAAUCGUGGAAUUUACAUGUUUCGCCUUGAUGAAGAGCGAGUUGUUGAUGCUACGCUCUCUGGUGGUUUGGCUCGGUAUAUCAACCAUUCAUGUAAUCCCAACUGUGUAGCUGAGAUAGUGGAGGUGGAACGAGACUUACGAAUAAUAAUUUUUGCGAAGAGGCGAAUUGCCCGUGGUGAGGAGCUUGCCUAUGACUAUAAAUUUGAUAUUGAAGAUGACCAACAUAAAAUUCCAUGCAACUGUGGUGCACCAAACUGCAGGAAGUGGAUGAAUUAAUUAUGAAAUCUUAGUGCAAUACCACUAACUUUGAUACACAUUCCUAUAAAUUUACCCACCGCAGCUGAAAAACAAUGUGCCAUUUGAAUAUGACGCAGAUGUUGUUUCAAGACCAUUCACUUAUACACCAGGCUUUAUUUAAGUAUUAUGGUUUCCUUGUCUUAAAAUAUUUCUUUCUAGAGUGAGUUGUGAUAAGACUUAAUUCAGUUUUAGAUGAAUGUGAUACUCAAUUCUUCAAGGGAAUUUUUCCUUUAAUAGUCAGUUAUUAGUUUAAAAAUAGGCUUGAAAAAUCUACGAGAUGGAAAGGACUUGGUGUCUGCAACCAAUCCAUCUGUUAAUAGAUUACAAGCUGAUACAGUACCUGUACCAGUUCAUACUUUUCACAUAUUUAUUUGUAUAUGUUCCAUUUACUUGUGUUCUAGUUGAAAAGGCCAGAUUUACAAAGUACUCAUCAUGGGAAUGCCACAUUAGAAAAAAUAUAUUUUCUGUAAGUUGUGUAAUUUUCAUGUCCUGUUUGACUUCUAUAUCUUUGUAAACUUUUCUUUUAUCUUGACAUCUUUGUGUAAAUAUGAAUAUUCUUUUUUUUUUCUUUUCCUUCUUCUUCAAAUGAUAUUAGUUUCUAUGUCUUAUUAACCAUUUGCCUGAGGCUUUUCCCAUGAUGAUUUUGUGGGUACCAUUUUUUUAAUGCACUUUAAUAGUAUAUAAAACUUGUACAUAAUAAUUCAGGUGUGAAGCAAGUUGCUGAAUUGUAAAUAAUAGCACAUCUUACGAGCAUUGUUACUGUGGUGAAUGAUGUUCAUAUUGUAUUAAAUUUACAGGGGAAUCCUGUUUAAAUAUAUUGUGAAUAUUUGUUACUGUAUGCAGUUGAAUAGUGACAUGAAUUGUAAACAUAUUCAUAGUAACAGUAAUUUAGCAUCUUCUGUAUACAUAGUUGUUGAUUUGACAUACGUUAUAAAUCAUUGUUUGCAUUUAAAAAUUGUGUUGGGUGUGGAUUUUAAUGCUCACAAGAAUAAAUGAACAUGUUUUUAUUAUGCACAAUAGAACUUUACUGUAAAAACCUGUGUUUAUUGGAAUGUAUGUGGCAGAAAAUAUUCUUUAUUGUAAAUUUUCGUACUUGGAUGUUAAUGUGGCAUACUUGCAGUUAUGAAUUUUUAAAAUUCUACUUUUGAGUAUACAAAGAGCACGAGUAUUUUAGUAAUCGCAAGUCGAUCAUUUUGGUGUCACAGUUUCUGAUGCCUUAAUAUAGCAAGUAUUUGUUUUAAUAAUGUAAUUCAUUCUCACUUAUGAAAAGAGACCAACUGAAUAUUAAUAGAAAUUCACUAUUGCGUAUUGAAUAUUUUUUGUAUUGUGUAGUAUAGAUAACAUUUGUAUUGAACACUAGCUACUUGCCAAAGCUGAUGGAACCAAGUUUGUUGAAGCUUGUUUUAAGUCCAAAAUAUAGUGUUACAAGAAAUGUGUACUGAUUGGUGCAAUAGUUAAUUGGUAAAGGGGUUUUUGGUGAAGUUCUUAAUUUUUAUAUAAAUGCAGAAAAACAACAACAUAGUACAGCCUUAACUAAUUGUAUUGUAGGAAAUUGAUUGAAUUAAUCUUCUUUUCUCAGUUAAGUGUUGAAUGCAAAUACCAUAACAGUAUGAAAUAAUGUUCAAUCCAAUUGGUAUAUAUUGUAAUGUAUGGAAUUGCUAAUAUCAAAUGGCAAAACAGAAAAAUGAAAGAGCUUAAUUCAUUUUAUAUACAAUUUCAAAUACAUGAAAAGUGCUAUUAAAUCUUGAAAAGAUUUGCUGAAAUGAAAUUCAGAGUUAUGCUACAUUUGUAUGAACAUUGUUGUAUAAAAGGAUAUUUCUUGCAAAUUAGUAGUUACAAAUUUUGUCAGUUGUUUUGUGUUUACUUAUUUUUACAUAUUGUGUAUAUAUAUAUGUAUAUUUGAGGGAUAUUAUGAUGUUGGAAAAUUGAUUUUCUGGGAAGAGAGAGAGGAGUAAAGACGCCUUUGGUGAAUUUAAUAAUCUCCCAAACGUAAAGAUCUACUCUUAAAUUUGAAUUGAAAAGACAGUCUACUAUUUGGUAAUAAAGUUUAUAUGUAUUAUGUGAAAAGUUCUAUGGCUUGUUGAGAAAUUUUUCAAUUUUAUUUCAGUAUGUAAUUAAGCUAUUUUAUGAAUCUCGUAUUUUGUCAUGUUGAACAACCUCUCUUUCUUAAUAGAAGCAGAUAACUGAGCCACCUAGUGUUGUAGUUAAUUGAUGCAGUUUGUUUUACAUUUCAUUCAGAGAGCAAUUUUUUUUUUUUAUUUUGAUUUCCAUUAUUUAUUCGUGGUUGUGUAAUUGUAAUUACAUUUAUCAGAAAGGGAUUCACUCUCUGUAAAGCAGUCUUCAGCAAUGCCUGGUAACUGACAAGUUACUGGCCGAAUAAAGUUUUUAUAAACUUUGUACUACAUAUAUAUGUAAAUAUUGGAGCAAUUUUUUAUGUAAUUUUUUUAAUGUAUGUAUGCUCACAGUGGUUGAUCAUAAAAAUCCAUAUAAUUUUCAAGUAUGUAUUGUAACUCUUCUAGAAGAAUGGGAUAUUUCACACUUAGGAAAGAAUGAGUUUACUUGAUACAUUUAUCUUGCCAGGAAGUGUCAGGUAUUAUUUUGAUUCGUUUUGUUAUAUUUGAACAAAAGUAACUUAUUUCAAAAGUUCUCAGUUUUAUUCCAGUUGAUUUUUGCAGUUCACAUUAUAAAAGAAGAAAGUGAAGGAAAACUUAUCAGUAGAAUAUUCAUGCACCUUCCAUUUUUGCAAGGCUGCAUGCCCAUAGAUUGUUAUUUCACAGGCAGAUGCUAUCCUAUUUAAUUUAAAACAUUAUUUUAGUGUACUUACAGAAUAAAUGUGUGCCUCAAUAGCACAAAGCUUGGAAUGUGAACCAAACCUGCCAAGCUGAGGUGUUACGAUCAUUUUCUAUCAUCAUUUUAUGCAGUGAAAGGCAUGCAUGUUUUCCUAUUAUUCUAUUCAUAAUUUAAAUGCGAUAAAAGUUUAC
Molecule: messenger RNA, 10928 nt
Organism: Gryllus bimaculatus (two-spotted cricket)
Lineage: Eukaryota; Metazoa; Arthropoda; Insecta; Orthoptera; Gryllidae
Source: the annotation of a GenBank genome assembly